Molecule: messenger RNA, 1234 nt
Organism: Nicotiana tabacum (common tobacco)
Lineage: Eukaryota; Viridiplantae; Streptophyta; Magnoliopsida; Solanales; Solanaceae
Product: plasmodesmata-located protein 7
Cellular component (GO): plasmodesma
Source: RefSeq, a predicted model, not a curated record
UAUCUCAAACUCUCUCACACUCUUAGCUAAUAGCUCUAAAAUUUUCUCAAGAAAAUGGCUAAAAUUCUCCAUUUUCUUCUCAUUUUCAUGUACAUUUUCUUUUCUUUCUUCUUUCCUCUAAUUUUCUCAGAUUCUUCAGUUGAUGGUUUUAUUUAUGGUGGUUGCUCACAAAUAAAAUACUUACCAAACUCGCCUUACGAGUCGAAUCUCAACUCACUACUCACUUCCCUAGUUAACUCAGCAACUUAUUCAUCUUACAACAAAUAUAGCAUUGUGGGGUCCACGCAACAAGAUAUGAUCAACGGUCUAUAUCAAUGCAGAGGUGAUUUGUCCAUGCCGGAUUGCGCCACGUGUAUAGCGCGAUCGGUGAGUCAACUCACCGAGUUAUGUCCACAGACUUGUGGUGGAGCUCUACAAUUACAAGGGUGCUUUAUAAAAUAUGAUAAUAGUUCUUUUUUGGGCUCAGAGGAUAAAAGUGUAGUUAUGAAAAAAUGUGGGCCGUCAAAUGGGUUUGAUUUGGAUCAAAUGGGCCGAAGGGAUUCAGUUUUGGGCGGUUUAAUGGGUGGUAAUGGGCUUUAUAGAGUUGGUGGGUCGGAAGAUGUACAAGGUAUGGCCCAAUGUAUAGGAGAUUUAAGUAUGGCCCAAUGUCAAGAUUGCUUAUCGGAAUCGAUCGGACGGCUGAAAAAAGAGUGUGGCGGUGGAGUGUACGGUGAUAUGUUUUUGGGAAAAUGUUAUGCUAGGUAUACAACUAGUGGAGCUCAUAUUUAUGCUAAACCUAAUCAUCAUGAUUCUCAUAGUGAGAGUGAGAAGACAUUUGCACUGAUCAUUGGAUUAUUAGCUGGGGUUGCCCUUCUCAUCAUUUUCUUGACUUUCAUGAGAAGAAUAUUUGCAAGAAAUGGUAAAUAAAUUAUAAAUGAGUUCUGAAAAAUUUAUCUGCUUUUGCUGGCAUUUUACUCCAUGAUCUACGUCAACUUGUCCUUCUCUUUUCUUUUCAUGUAUUUAGUCUUUUUAGAGAGAGAUUUAUUUUAUAUUAUUGAUCUUCUUUGAAAAGUAGAUUUCGAAGUGAAGAUGAGCUCUAGGGAUGUGUACUAUAAAAAAAUUUGAAAAAAGCAAGAACAAAAAGCCUAAGAUUCCACUCACUUUGAUGUAAAGAAAUUGCUUUUGCUUUUUGUGAAUGCUGAUCUUGGAUCCUUUCACAUGCGAUGCUGGAUUAUGAAUUAUUCCCUUUGUUUCA